UUCCGGGCGGGCGGCUUGUUGUUAACAUGGCGGCGGCAGCUACCGGCACGUCUCCAGGAGGCGGCGGGGCCCACACCCGGAAGACGGGUCUCUUUUCGGCCUAGCGCGGCGGCCGUUGCGGACCCGGAAGUCCGGGCCGGUUGCUGAAUGAGGGGAGCCGGGUCCUCUCCGCGCCAGUCCCCCCGCGCCCUCCGCCCCGACCCGGGCCCCGCCAUGUCCUUCUUCCGGCGGAAAGUGAAAGGCAGAGAGCAAGAGAAGACCUCAGAUGUCAAGUCAGUUAAAGCUUCAGUAUCCGUACAUUCCCCACAAAAAAGCACUAAAAAUCAUGCCUUGCUGGAGGCUGCAGGACCAAGUCACGUUGCAAUCAAUGCCAUUUCUGCCAACAUGGACUCCUUUUCAAGUAGUAGGACGGCAACACUUAAGAAGCAGCCCAGCCACAUGGAGGCCGCUCAUUUUGGUGACCUGGGCAGAUCUUGUCUGGACUACCAGACUCCAGAGACCAAAUCGAGUCUUUCAAAGACCCUUGAACAAGUCUUGCAUGACACUGUUGUCCUCCCUUAUUUCAUUCAAUUCAUGGAACUUCGGAGAAUGGAGCAUUUGGUUAAGUUUUGGUUAGAGGCUGAAAGUUUUCACUCUACAACUUGGUCCCGAAUAAGAGCACACAGUCUGAACACGGUGAAGCAGAGCUCACUGGCUGAACCUGUCUCUCCUUCUAAAAAGCACGAAACUACAGCAGCUUUUGUAACCGACUUUCCUGACAAGAGAUUGGAGGAUUCUAGCUCAGCCCAGUUGGAAGGAAUUGACCUGAAUAAUAGAACUAGCAACACGCAGAAUCACUUGCUGCUUUCCCAGGAAUGUGACAGUGCCCAUUCUCUCCGCCUGGAAACGGCCAGAACAGGAGCUCAUCGGGGUUCCGUGGAAACCCAGGAAUCCUCCAGAUUUAUAGUAGCCAGUAGAAGUAGUCCCUCUUCUCCACUAAAGGAAUUAUCAGGAAAAUUAAUGAAAAGUAUAGAACAAGAUGCAGUAAAUACUUUUACCAAAUAUAUAUCUCCAGAUGCUGCUAAGCCAAUACCAAUUACAGAAGCAAUGAGAAAUGACAUCGUAGCAAAGAUUUGUGGAGAAGAUGGGCAGGUGGAUCCCAACUGUUUUGUCUCAGCACAGUCCAUAGUCUUCAGUGCAAUGGAGCACGAGCACUUUAGUGAGUUUCUACGAAGUCACCAUUUCUGUAAAUACCAGAUUGAAGUGCUGACCAGUGGAACUGUUUACCUGGCUGACAUUCUCUUCUGUGAGUCAGCCCUCUUUUAUUUCUCUGAGUACAUGGAGAAAGAGGACGCAGUGAAUAUCCUACAGUUCUGGUUGGCAGCAGACAACUUCCAGUCUCAGCUUGCUGCCAAAAAGGGCCAGUAUGACGGACAGGAGGCACAGAACGACGCCAUGAUUUUAUAUGACAAGUACUUCUCCCUCCAGGCCACACAUCCUCUUGGAUUCGAUGAUGUUGUACGACUGGAAAUUGAAUCCAACAUCUGCAGGGAAGGUGGGCCGCUCCCUAACUGUUUCACCACUCCGUUACGUCAGGCCUGGACAACCAUGGAGAAGGUCUUUUUGCCUGGCUUUUUGUCCAGCAACCUUUAUUAUAAAUAUUUGAAUGAUCUCAUCCAUUCGGUUCGUGGAGACGAGUUCCUGGGAGGAGGUGUCUUGCUGACGGCUCUGGGCUCUGCCGGCCCCACCGAGGAUUCCCACCCCGGGGCGGCUGACAGCUCCGCCAUGCAGUCUAGUGUGAAAAAAGCCAGUGUUAAAAUUCUGAAAAAUUUUGAUGAAGCGAUAAUUGUGGAUGCUGCAAGUCUGGAUCCAGAAUCUUUGUAUCAACGGACGUAUGCAGGGAAGAUGACAUUUGGAAGAGUUAGUGACUUGGGGCAGUUCAUCCGAGAAUCUGAGCCUGAACCUGAUAUAAAGAAAUCGAAAGGAUCCAUGUUCUCUCAAGCUAUGAAGAAAUGGGUCCAAGGAAAUACUGAUGAGGCCCAGGAAGAGCUAGCUUGGAAGAUUGCUAAAAUGAUAGUCAGUGAUGUUAUGCAGCAGGCACAGUGUGAUCAGCCGUUAGAGAAGUCCACAAAGCUAUGACCCAAGACCUGAGAUAAAGGAAAUCUGCUUUUGGAGAAUAAGAGAACUUUUUUCCUUUGGUUGGAUUCUUCCCCACAGCCAGUGAAAACAGAGCACUGUACUUCUUCUCACUGUUGUUCCCAAGAAAGAAGGCAGACAAUCCUAGACUUCCACCGUCGGCAGAGUGUCGCGUAGACACGUCUGCACACGAUGAUCACGCAGUGAAAGUCGUAGAGACAGAGUGGUGUUGUUUACAUUACUAGAGAAUUACUAGUUUUCCAAUGGCAAUAACCCACGUGUGGAAGAGUUAGUCCACUGGGAUAGGCGGGGGCCACACGCCAUGGGAGACGCAGAGGCGUAGGGCCGGUAUUUGAUGCACCUCCCGUGGCGGUGACCCACCCCGACAGCGUCCGACGGCGGGUACCAGAGGGGCUUCGCCUGGUCUCCUGAGCAGGCAGGGGAGUCGGCCCUCGGGAGCCAGGCGGUGUGGCGCCAGCAGGUGGCUUUUCUUCCGGGGAGCGGGGUCUGCACAGAGGCGUUAAUGUGGAAGUGGGUCAAGUCUUGGUGACGUUGUCCUCCCCUUUGGUGACAGUGUGUGGUGUUCACGUUGUAAUUGCUCCUGAGACGCAGUACUCUUAAAACCAGCUCCCCCGCGGCCAGAAGGGCGAGCCUCUGCGCCGCAAGUGGUAGGACUUGCUCCUCCGAGAUUCUGGGCUCCGGUGACGUCACCUCCCCUCACAGUACUUGUGGAAAGGGAUGUGCAACAGCCAUCACUCCAGUUUUCCCCUGUGGCUCCUUGAACAAAAUGUUUAUUCCCAGAUGGUAGAGUUUUUAAAGAAGGUGGGCGGGCAGGCGUGGGGACAGAGAGGCACUCAGUUCUGACUCUCUCCUCUUCUUUGCUCUGCGCUGGGAAGUGUGCAGGUUGUGGCCUUUUUCUUCUGUCUGUGGGGUGACGAGAGGCCCCUCCCUGCACUUCCACUCGGUCGGCUUCGGGGUCUGGACCUCGCUGCCAUGGGCGGGGCCGCCCGUCGGCCGCACACUCCAUGCCGGCGGCGCCAGCGCUGCCUCACCACACGGACUGUCGGAGGGAAGGAACGUUCUCUUAGGUGUUACUGCUUUUGCUCAGACUUUGCAAAAAAUACAUAUAUACACAUAUGAAUAUAUAAUUAUUAAUCACCUCUGUCCUUGAGAAAGUCUUGAAUGAAUAGAGAAUUUAUUCCACUGCAACAUUUGGUUGUAUAGACGCGCACUGUUUCAUCAACAGAAGAAGCAGAAAGGCUGUGUAUGAGUUUUUGGUACUAUGUACCACCUCUGUUAUUCUUCUAAAGUGAAGUAUUCAUGUACUUAAACCAUAUUCUAUUUAAUUGUGUUUGAUUUUAAAAUACAUAUAUGAAUUACAUUUAAAAUUGUGUCAACUUUCUGCUUUCAGGGCAUUUAUGGCUCCUCUGUUGAGAUGUGUUGAUUCUUCCCAAUAUUUCCAUUUGCUUUUCAAGAACCCAGGACAUGAGCCACUCCUGGACUCAGCCUUGUGUUUGGAGCAUAUGGCAUAGACCUGAGGUGUUAUUAGAUGCAUAUGCUGUGAUUGACUCACUUUGUUCUUUUAACAGAAUAUUUCCAUCCGUUUCACUUUGCUUCAACCUUUAAAUAACAGAAAAGCAACGUAAAGGUCAUAGAAUAAACUGUGGUUUUGGGUGACUCUUGCUGCCUCUGCAUGGUUUGGAAUAACAUUUUCUGUAAGACUCUAGGCUAUUUAAACUAGUGCUUUCAGUUAAGAUACUGUCCAGUCAUGUCUUUGUGUACGUUGUGUGCUUCUGAGCUAGAGAUAUCAGUAGGUGUAAGGUUCUUAUAAGGAAAAGAAUAGCAAGUUUGAGACGGGGUUACUUUUUCUGCCCCACCCACUGUAGGACACAAGCAAAGUGUAGCCUGAGACUGGUAGCCAGACGAGACGUAUGCUCUCACGGAGCUCCUUGCGCUUAUUUUCAGAUUAGGAUUGGAAUCAUCUGACCUCGAGUGCCAGGCUCUGUGUGGUGUGCCCACGAAAUAGGAUUCCCUGGCAGGGUUUUUAUAGGUUCAGUGAAUCAACUGAACAUCCUGCUUUAUCAUGAUGUUGACAUCAAUGCAAAUUGUUAAAAAAAAAAAAAAAGAAGAUGUUAGUAAAAAGGGGUACCUUUUGUAACUGUGCAUGUCUUCAUCACUCAUGUAAGAUGUGAUGAAAAUUUUAAAAACAAGCAUCAACCAAGCCCAGUGAAGAGCAAUAAAACAGGGAGCAACUUUCUGUGACCUUUUCUACUUGGGUUUCAGGGUUCAGUAGAACUUCGUAAAAUGUACGUAAUUUACGUUUCUGAAGCUUUGGCUAGUGCAGUAAGAAUUUGGAGGGGAAGGUCGCUCUGAAUAGAAAAGUACAGACGUCUUUGUUGUUUUAAGUACUGAUAGCUGAGCACUGCUGAAGCGGCGGGUGGGCGCCUCUCUCAUUACCGUGCCGUGGGGCCUGUUUGUACACAAGGACCUCGUCCCUCCCCUCCCCCACACACCCGUUGAUCGGACCGGGGUUGAUCUUCUCCUGAUCCAAACAGGCCCAAGAACAUUCUUUAUCCAAAGAAUUUUGCAAAGGGCAGGAGACAUCCCAGUCCCUGUCUGGGGUGAUAGCGCGUAUGGGGCACUUGCAAGUCAGGACCCCUGAGCCGGUGCCACGUGGACGAGCCGAGAUCUGUACAAGCAGAAAUAACAGACACGAGAGCCAGUGGGUGAGAGCAGCUGCCUUGUAGCCUGGAGGUGGUGAAGGUUUCUGGCUCUAGUCCUGCAUCCCGGCUGUGGACUCCAUCAAUUCCUCGGGUAUCCUUAGGAUGCACUUUGGCUUUUUAAAAAUCAGUCUGAAGGGAGUUUUUCCUUCGCGCAACCAAAAGGACCUUGACUACAAUACUACCAGAUUGCUGUAAUCACUAAUGAUCGCAUGUGCUCAGCAUGUUUGCAAAAUACUGGUGAAUUCUGGAGAAUUUUUCUUCAGUAAACCUUCCUUGGUCAUUUUGUGUAUUCUCUCAAAAUGGAAUCCUAAACUCAUGGAACUAAAAGACACUCCCUCAUUUUUCCAGGGGGGAGUUACUCAGGCCUAGGAAAAGGGCAGGUCUUUGGCCUUUGGUUGGAUGGUCACCUUCUGGACCAGGGCCAUUGCACGCUUCCCAACUUCCUUCUGAAGGAUAAACACCAUCCCCACUUGCAGCGCCUACAAUAAAACCCAGAAAUAAAAGGGCAUUUCUGUUAAUGAGUGAUAAAAACUUCAUAUGAGGGAGGGCAAUGAUUAUCACAAACUUUGUAAGUGCUGACCAUUUCUACGUACUAGGCAAGGUGUCUGGCCUUUGGCUGGGGCAGGAAGCGGGGCGGGGCCCUCUGCAGACGAGCCCUGGGACGCCGCGGAGGCCUCUGCUUGGGCUCAGAGUAGGAAGUGGGGUCCUACGCGGACGCGGGGGGUGGGUGGAAAGGGCCAGCAAAAGCCUGGAGGGCGUUCGUGACCACGGAGGAAAGCCUGUCUGCUGCCUGUCACUCGGGGUUGGAGCUCUCCCCGCUUCGUGGUUCACGCCAACGGGUGUUUCCUCGUCUGCUCCCUCCACGCUGCCUGCUCUGGCUGGCGCACUGCCCAGGCACGAUGGGGCGCCCACGGGGCUGCUCCUCAGCUGCCCCCCAGGGAGCACUCGUGAGCCCAGGCAGGGGUGGCAGGACCCCGUCGGCGGUGGGCGGGCAGGUGCCCGGAAACAGUGGCUUCCAUUCAGCCGAAGGCAGCUGGCAUUUGCCAAGGAGCAAGUGAGGGUUGUGACGGUGGCGUUUCCUUGGACGCCCGACUCCCCGAUCUUGAAUAGCCGCCAGGCUCAACCCAAAAUGAUCCCAAGCCGGCCUCCACCUCCAUCCCGGUAAGAACCCCCCACCUGCAGGCACCUCAUGGAACGGCUCGAGCUGGGCCUCCAGACCAAGCAGAGCUCCCCAUCUUGGCAAAGGGCCCUUUGUUCUUUCUAAUGACAGAGCUGCCGGGUUAGCACGUGUUCACCUGCAAAGUGUUGAUGGUGCAGGGAUGCAGGAAGGGGUAAAAAAAAAAAAUACCUCUGGGCCCCCUGGAGCUUCCAUUCUACCGAGGAGGUAGAGGUUGGAGGUUCGUCUGAAGUGGGUGCUGGUAUUUUUCACUCAAGACAGCCCUUUGAGCCAGUGAUUUAACACCCUUUCCUUCCAAAGCCCUUCCUGGCGGAAGUCACCAGGCUUCGUGACCUCUUGCCCGCGCCCGUCCACGGGCCCCCGGAGGGCUGGUUGCUGGGCGGCUCCAUUUCCUCGCCGUCGCCUGGCUGACAGCGAGGGGUGGGCACCUUGACCCCGGGCCCUUCAGGCUGCUCUCUGAUGAGGGUGGGCCUACGAGCAGCCACAGCCCCGUGGGGCUCCCUGCAGAGCUCUGGGAAAUGUGGAGCCUUAGAAGCGAGAAACAAGGAGACCCGUGUAGAGUUUUUACACGCAGGUGAUAUAAAAACCCCAAGCUUGGAAAACCCAGCUCACUGUUGAGCUGAUGCCAUGAGGUGAUCAGCCAGCCCCUUCCGAGGUCUCCUUUAACGAGAAUAACCAGCCCUUGAGUACUUGCCGGGUGCCGGGCACUCUGUCACGUAAGCCGUGCGAUAAUCUUGCAAGUGCAUACUUUUCCCUGUUAUAAAUGAGGAGACUGAGGCUCUGGAGGCAAAGGAAUUCUCCAGGGGAUCGAGUCCAGGCAGCCAUUAAAAACAUUCCAUUAGCUUAAAGCAGUGGUUCUUAACACUUCAUGUGCAUCAGGAUCCCCUGGAGAACAUGUUAAAAUGGGUUGCUGGGCCUCCACCCCUCCCCGCUGCCCACAGUUCCUGCCUGAGUUGGUAGGUCUGGGGUGGAGCCUGGGAAUCUGCACCGUAGCAAAUUCCCAGCUACUGCAGCUCACGAGACCACACUUUUGAGAAUCUCAGCCUUAGAACCUUUCCUGUAAAUUGGGAAACGCGUGUUUUCAUUCCCUUUUAUUGGAUGUGCCCACGCAACACAGAAGUGUAAUUUGAGACCUAUUACUCAUUCACUCAAGCACAUAAAUCCUUUAUCAGUAUUCAGAUAUUUGUCAAAGCCAAGGGGACCCAGACGCCAACCCGCUGUCUCAUUGCCUGGGCAGGUCUGAGGCCGUCCAGGCAGGUGUCGCCCCCGGGGGUGAGGCUUGGAAGAGGCCCAGACCAGCCUCGGCCCCCAGUGCAUUUGCUGGGGACAGUGCACGUGUCAUCCCUUCAGGGCUGAGUCCAGGCUGGUGGGUCACACCGGGGUCCCUGUGGAAGCUUUUGCACAAAUCCUGCCUGGCCCACUUCCUUCCAGCUUGUCCCCCAGGUCCUCGAUGCCACCUGCCCCCGAGGCCCUGACCAGGCCUCUCCUGCCCCCUCUCCCUUGCUGCCUCUUUUCAGGUCCCUCCCGCAGGGCUCGGGUGCCUUGUUCCCCUUCCUCUAUCUUCUCCCUUCAGCACACGCUUCCUGGGGGCCAGCUGUGGGCCUGUCCCCGGAGCAGACACUGCCCACCCUCCUUGCUGCCUAGGAAAUAAACCCUGAUGCAUUGCUGGGGUGAGUGACCUGCUGGGGGCAGCCUAGGUGGACCCAAGGUUCAUGGACUCCUGAUCUGAUCAUCGCAGCCUUGCCCCGGAACAUGCCCACUGUUUGUUCCCUCAAGAUACCACUUCUUCACAGUCCCAACACGCCCAGACUGCGCCCUCCCCUCCCCCUCCCCUCCCCCUCCCCCUCCCCUCCCCCCUCUCCUCCCCUCCCCUCCUCCCUCCCCCAGAUGGACCAGGACCCCACAUCAGCAUCGCCCAUGGCUGCCCACUGCUGGCCUGGCCCUUCCAUGUCCUCACUCCAUAUCCUCCGUUGCUGCCUGGGGAAGCUGUCCUCUUAUCUUCUUACCCAGCUCCGGUCCACUCGCCGGCGCGCAGCGUGGCCAAGCCACUGACACAGGGUGAAGGAAAGUGCAACAUUUAUUGUAGAACCCCAAGCAAAGAGAACUGGCAGCUCUUGCUCUAAAGACUCAGGGCUUUCAGGGAAGGGUUUUAAAGACAGGGUGAGGGAAAGGGUCAGGGGGUGUGUGAUCAGCUUGUGCACAAUUCUCUGAUUGGCUGGAGGUGAGGUAACAAGGUGGUGGUUCAAGAAUCUUAGUCAUCAGCCUUCUGGUUCCAACCUGUCUGGGGUCUGCGUGCUGGUGGUCAGCAUGCAGUUAACUUCUUCCACCUGGUGGGGAUUUCAGUAUCUGCAAAACAGCUCAAGGAUAUGGCUCAGGAUGUUAUCUACAGCCCCUGAGGAACUAAAGGUCUUCUGGCUUUUUUCUAUGGCUAAACUAUUAUUAUUUUGUUUUGUUUGACUGUUUCCCUUUGUUUCUGCAUUUUCUCACUUCUCUGAUUAAAUCUGCUCUUUGGACCUCCGGGAAGGCCUAGGAGGCUAAAGCUUUUCAUCAGACAGGAGGUGUGGGACACGGGGGUGGAUCUGUCCCCGGGAAGCCCCUGCGGGGUCCUGCCCGGCCCACUCUGGUCCUGCCCGGCCCACUCUGGCUCUUUCUUCGGAGCUUUCUUCCCUUUCUCACUCCCACCCCAGCAAACUGCACUGUCCAUGAUGGCGACCCCGCCUGGGGCUCUCCAGUCACACCCACAGCCAGACUGUCAUCUCCUGCAACUGCUCUACCUCUGGUUUCCCCUCACAUUUCAGCCCCCAGCAACCUCAAGCCAUGCAAGCUUUGCAGGGUUACAGAUGCCUCCUAUUGGAAUGGAUUGAAAGAGGGGUGAGAAGCAGCUUGGGCGUGAUCCCAGGGGUUUUCCCCUCACCGUUACUAGAGUUGGGCUUUGUAAACCAGCGUCGAAGAGCAAGUUCAAAAGCAGUAAGUGAGUAGUUUUGUUAUAAGGAUGACAAGCGGGGGCUGGGGAGGACCAUGCUGACGUGGGACUUGGGUCAGUCUUCCCAGUACCAGUGUGGGACACGUGUCUUGUGCUGCAUCGCAAACAACUUAGACACAAGGAGAAACGCUUCGAGAAACCGUAGCUCUAUCAUGAUGAAGACUUUGGUGUCCCAGAUGCACAUAGAGUGAGAAUAACAUUGUUACUUGAAACGUGAGAUGGGGGAAAAAAGCAAUAUUUUGUACUGAUGUAUUCUUGUAUAUAAUGUUAUUUUAAAUAUGCAUGU
This is a messenger RNA of Balaenoptera ricei (Rice's whale), 9284 nucleotides long. RefSeq names its product A-kinase anchoring protein 10 (gene AKAP10). Gene Ontology annotation, molecular function: protein kinase A binding. The transcript is spliced from 15 exons. Lineage: Eukaryota; Metazoa; Chordata; Mammalia; Artiodactyla; Balaenopteridae. The record is from RefSeq and is a predicted model, not a curated record. Gene Ontology annotation, cellular component: plasma membrane. Gene Ontology annotation, biological process: intracellular protein localization. Bases 148 to 2118 code for a protein of 656 amino acids.